AGUUGUGUGACAAUGCGUUUGAAAUUCCGUCCAGUGUUUUUAGCGGUGCUAUCGCUAGUGGCAGUGCUUGCAACGCCAUCUGAGGGGGCAAACAUUCUGGGACUGUUCAGUAGUCACAGUCAAUCCCAUUUGAUAAUCCAUAUGUCGGUGGCAAAGGCUUUGGCCAAAGCAGGUCACAAUGUGACAGUUGUUUCAAUGCUGGAGCCCAAAGUAAAGUCCAAGGAUAUACAUGUAAUUGUGAUACCAGUUACCGAUGAGCAAGAAGCCAUUUUAGAGGAUCAAAUGAAGGAGAUGGCCUCACAGAAGAAUACAGUUUUUGCCACAAUGAAUCGUCUAUUAAGUGGCAUGACUGUGAUGAUUGAAUCGCAAUAUGAAUUACUUUCGCAUCCAAAAUUUCAACAGAUAUACGAUACAAAAUUCGAUCUAAUGAUAAUGGGUUGGUUUAUCAAUGAUUUCCAAUUGGGCGUGGCAGCUAAACUGAAAGUGCCAGUUAUAGUCGAUUGGAUGAAUGCUCCCAUGGCUAUUAUUGAUGGCUAUGUGGCUAAUCCAUCAGAAUUGUCAUACGUGCCAAGUAUGUUUACUGGAGUUCCAAAAGGUGAAGUGAUGGGUUUCCGUCACAGACUCCAAAAUUAUGUCACUGAUUGGAUACUCACCUAUUUGUUUCAUGUAUUUGACUUACGCCUAACUGGCUAUUACAACGAGCAAUUUGGAAAGGAGACCAAUUUUCCCACUCUGGCUGAAUUGAGACGAAAUGUAUCACUUGUCUUUGUGAAUUGUCAUUUGAUCAGCGAGGGACCAAUAAGACCCUUAGUGCCAGCCACUAUUCAGAUUGGUGGAAUACAAAUAAAGGAUACCCCUGAUCCGUUACCCAAAGAUAUUGAAGAGUUUCUAUCAAAGUCUGAACAUGGUGCUAUACUGCUCUCAAUGGGCUCCAAUAUCAAGAGUUCUGCAGUGAAACCAGAACUGAAUAAAAAUAUGUUCAAUGUGUUAUCUAAGCUAAAACAAAAUGUGAUAUGGAAAUGGGAAAACUUGGAUGACUUGCCAGGCAAGUCGGCGAAUAUUUUCUACACAAAGUGGUUACCCCAGGACGAUAUCUUGGCCCAUCCCAAGACGAAGCUGUUUAUUACCCAUGCUGGUAAAGGUGGUAUCACAGAAGCCCAAUAUCAUGGUGUACCCAUGGUAGCUCUACCAAUUUUUGGAGAUCAGCCGGGUAAUGCUGAGAAAAUGCAAAAUUCCGGCUAUGGUUUAAGCUUGGAUCUAUUGACUCUAACGGAGGAGAAUUUUGGUGCUGCUCUUCGUGAGGUCUUGGAGAAUGGAAAAUAUGCUCAGGAAAUUGGACAAUUUUCCGUUCUUUACAGAGAUAGACCUCUAACUGCCCGUCAGGAGGUUGUCUACUGGGCUGAAUAUAUCUUACGCCAUAAGGGGGCCCCGCAUUUGCAGAGCCCGCGCGUACAUAUGAGUACUAUAGCUGCCUAUAAUCUGGACGUUUAUGCCCUGCUGAUAACGGUAUUGAUAAUAAGUUUGUUGUUAACUACUUUGGCGUUCAAAUUUGUAUUACGCAAAGUCUUUGGCAAAGGAUCGUCACAAAAAAAUUCAAAGAAACUGAAAAAACAAUGAACUGCAAAAAUAUAUUAUGUAUUCUAUCUGUGUAGUUUGUAUGUAUGUUAAAUUCUAGUCUGCAUGAGUCUAAGGAUUAAAUUGUUGUAAAUAUUAAAAAAAAAAAAUUGAUUAUAUUGUUAUGAGUCACAUUUUUCUUAACAAGUUUUUGUUGAUAAGAAAGAGAUUAAAAUAGUUAAACCCAAACUACUUACAGGUGUUUAUGCUUUGACGAAGAUAAUGAUAUUGAAAUAAACAAAAUUUUCUUAUCAACACAAAAGAAGGUCACAAAACAACAUAGAAAUAUCUAACUAUUGUGAGCACUCGAAAAAUUCAGUUUUUUUUUUUGAAAUAGACCAUAAAUUGAAUGAAUUAAUUUAAAAUUUCACAUUUUCAAACUAUAAAAUGAAGCAUGUAAAUAUUUUUGGGAAAACAUCGACGUUAAAAAUAUUUUGUCUGAUUUCUAAAAUGUGACUCAAAGAUAAAUGACCAAUUCUGUACAUAAAGAAUCUUAUCAAAAUUGCUUAGAAAUUUAGCUGUGUAGAUUUUAAAUU
This is a messenger RNA of Drosophila willistoni, 2150 nucleotides long. It is a transcript of the gene Ugt37C2, whose product is annotated as UDP-glycosyltransferase UGT5. The record is from RefSeq and is a predicted model, not a curated record. NCBI's taxonomy places the organism in Eukaryota, Metazoa, Arthropoda, Insecta, Diptera, Drosophilidae. The transcript has a single exon. The coding region runs from base 13 to 1617 and encodes 534 amino acids. Gene Ontology annotation, molecular function: UDP-glycosyltransferase activity.